AUGGGAGAUCCAAAUCGCCCCAUGAAAAAGAACACUACCCAAGUCCCUCCCACACACCUUUCUGCAUCACACCUCACGACGCCUAUUAUUCCGACGGCUUUUCCAGUCUCGAGUUUUAUUUCGAACUUUCCAUCUGGUGCCGGUGCUGGUGUCGGUGUCGGUUCUGGGCAUUCGCAUAGCUUCUCUGCUCCGGGUGCCAAUUUAUCCCACUCUCUAUCUUUCCCUGAUUUGGCCACCAUCGGAUCGGCUUCUAGAAGAAGGCAUACACAGCAAGUUGAUAUCACUUCACACGAACAGUUUCCAACUCUUGCUGCUGGUAUUCAAGUCAAGCAGUCUAAGAGGAAGCAUCCUAAAAAGAAGGAGUUUGACGAAGAUAAAGUUGGCGAAGGUAGUAACAGUAGUGCUGUUAUUGCUGAGGUCAAGAGAGUUGAAACAGAAAAGGUUGGAGUUCGAGGAGGAGGAGGAGAAUUAGUAGUACCAGUUCCCCACUCCACUCAGCAGCAGACACCGCCAUCAUCGCCGCGAUAUCAACCAACCAAUCCAGCUUCUCAAGCAAGUCCAUCGACACCGACUCUUCCACUAUUUCCAACUGGCAGUCCAGUUGAUCAAGGCCAAUAUCAACUUGGCCCACCUACUUCGACUUCGACUUCGCUACAGUUUGAAACAUCAAGUCCAUCCUUCCAGGCCGGUCAGGUUGGUCAGCCACAAGCAGGUCCAUCAUCCCAAACACGGCCAUCCUCUCAACCUGGGCCAUCAACAUUCAUCCCCUCUCCACUUCAAGCAACAUCUCCAUCGUUGCAAAACCCAUUCCAAUCAUCCCCAUCAAACCAUACAGCCUCCCCGUUUCAUUCAUACUCUCAAUCGCCUGCACCAAUGGCAGAUAAUCCUUCUCCACGUCCGGCUCGUUGGGCCAUGAGCCCCCAGGAGGUUGACCAAUGUAUCUUCAACAUCAUGAACAACUUGAACCCCCUCUACUUAACCGAUGUUUUUACCCAAGCAGCUCUCAAUGCUGGUCUUCCAGAUCCAAAUGCCAUGUUGCGUACCAGCCUUACAGCUAGAAGGGCCGGUGUCCCAGACCCAAAUGCCCAGUAUUGGACUCAGGGCCAUACACCUGCCCAAGCCCUCUAUUCUGGCCCAGCUGGUUAUUGGGAAGACCUUGAUCCACCUACUGAACCCAUUUUCUUGACUGAAAGGCAACAAAUGAGGUUGGGCUUUGCUAUCCAUAAACUGGGAUCUCGUGGUUUGAAAUCGGUCAUUGAAUUCACACGAUAUGUCUGCUUGCGCAAUUUGAUGGCAGCUUGGGAAGAACCCGACGUCGAUAAAAUCUGGCACAAGUAUAAGAUGAAAGGGGCAGAUUUGUUCGGAGGGAUCCCAUACUCUUUAAACCGAAAGGUUCAGGUCUUGAUGACCCAUAUCGAAAGGGCCGAAGAAUAUUGCACUAUUCAAUUGCAAAACCUGCAACAGAAGAACGAGGCUGAAAUGACCAAAAAGACGGCUACGUUAAAGGUUGAUCAAGAAAGCACCGACGAGAGACAAGGAAACUGGAAAGGCAAAGAGAAAGCCUUUCCAUCGCAUGAGAAUAGCCCCCCCGGAAACGCCCUAUUUACGGGCGUCCAAGCCCACGAGUCUGGUGAAGCUCAAGGCAAAGGCAAAGGGAGAUGGGCAGAUAAGAGAUCACCCGGGAAGGGUAACAAUGGUUCGACUUUCAUCAAUGGCCAAGAGUCCACUUGGAAAAAAUUAGCUAACUCUCAACUAGACCUGCGCUUCAAGUCGUUCGUCACUAUUUUACAACUUGCGAGAAUCUGGAACGAAGCGGAUUACGGUUGGUUUGUCGACACUCUCCAGGACUUUGGAUUCCCCAAGAUGAUGCGUGCUCGCUAUGAGCUACUUGAAAGUGACAUGCAAAGUAGCCUUGUCGCGAAGUGGCCCCCCGGAGAAGAUUCUGCUCCCGUUCAGGACUUGAGGAGCGGAAAUAUAGGCGGUGGGGGAGGUGCCGGGGGAUCCAGUCGCUAUUUCUAA
Molecule: messenger RNA, 2019 nt
Organism: Orbilia oligospora ATCC 24927
Lineage: Eukaryota; Fungi; Ascomycota; Orbiliomycetes; Orbiliales; Orbiliaceae
Exons: 3
Coding region: 1-2019 (672 amino acids)
Source: RefSeq, a predicted model, not a curated record